Molecule: messenger RNA, 2775 nt
Organism: Aedes aegypti (yellow fever mosquito)
Lineage: Eukaryota; Metazoa; Arthropoda; Insecta; Diptera; Culicidae
Gene: l(3)77CDf
Product: phosphatidylserine synthase 1
Exons: 6
Coding region: 537-1961 (474 amino acids)
Biological process (GO): phosphatidylserine biosynthetic process
Molecular function (GO): L-serine-phosphatidylethanolamine phosphatidyltransferase activity
Source: RefSeq, a predicted model, not a curated record
CACGACACGACAGUCUUCAUCAGGAUUGGUUGAUUCGGAGGGUCACGCCGCUCGCUACAUACAAAAGUUGGUGUGGUUGUUCUAUACCUAAUUAAAAGUUUUCUGCCUGUGUAGUGAAUGAAACGAGAAAAAAAUAUUCAAUGUGCGCUCCAGUCUCGCAGUGAAACAUCAAUUUCCCAUUCGGUUGAGUUAGGGCCAAUUCAUGGCAAAGGAAUAAUUCGUCCUCCUGCCUACAAAGUGGCGUGAUGUUGAAACGGGUUGUCAAACGAUUAGAGUGAUAAGUGGCUGACUGAAAUCUGGAUGCUUUCUCGAGUUCCCCCUUCUCUUAUCACAUGAACCAGUAGUCUUUACAGCCCAUCGAGGGGCGGUAGUUAUAUUGAUCCUGUAUAGAAAGCAAUAAGUGCGGUGCGUGUUACGAAAUCAUACUCAGUGUUAACACCCUGGCGGUAACUGAACAACACCUGGAAGCGCUUGAAUCUCCCGCAUCCUUCCCUCCUCCUUACGACGACGGGGCUGUGAUCGUUCUAAAACGCAGGAUGAAGAAGCGGACAUCUCCGCCGUCGACGCUGGAGAAUUCUCCGGCGCAAACCGGCCACCGCAGCAGCAAUGCGCCCACCAUCAAUGAGUUCAAGUACAUCAACGAGCGGCCGGUGGACGAUAUUUCGCUGGACUUUUUCUACAAGCCCCACACGAUUACCCUGCUGGCCGUUUCCAUCAUCGGGGUCAUGUACUUUGCCUUCGUGCGCGAUCAAUCGGACCCUCAGGAGAACAUCUGGGCUGGCAUGGUGUGCGUCACGUUCUUCUUCAUGAUCGUUUCCGUGCUCGCGUUCCCCAAUGGACCCUUCACGCGACCCCAUCCGGUGGUAUGGCGAAUGCUGUUCGGCCUCUCCGUGCUCUAUUUGCUGUUUUUGGUUUUCCUGAUGUUCCAGAACUACAAGUCCAUCAUGGGCAUAUUUUACUGGUUUGACCCCACGUUACGGAAUUUUAAAAUCGACAUGGACAAGGAAUAUGGCGCUAAUUGUUCGGAUCUUUCUUUCGAACGCAUAUGGUCGCACGUGGACGUGUUCGCCUGGGGCCAUUUUCUGGGGUGGGCUUUCAAGGCUGUGCUCAUCAGACACAUGGGCAUUUUGUGGGCUAUUUCGGUGAUGUGGGAAAUUACGGAAAUCUCUUUUGCCCAUCUGCUGCCAAACUUUGCCGAGUGUUGGUGGGAUGCGCUUAUUUUGGACGUGCUCGUUUGCAACGGACUUGGAAUUUGGUGUGGCCUGAAGAUCUGUAAAUUGUUGGAAAUGAGAGAAUACAGGUGGGCUAGCAUUAGGGAUAUUACCUCGACGAAGGGUAAGUUGAAGCGUGUGGUGCUUCAAUUCACUCCAGAAAGUUGGGCUCCGGUGCGCUGGUUGGACCCGAAAUGUACCUACAUGAGGUUCUUCGCGGUGUGUCAGCUUGUGUUACUCUGGCAGUUGACUGAGCUGAAUACAUUCUUCCUGAAGCACAUCUUUGAGAUGCCCCCAUCACAUCCAGUGGUUAUUGGCAGAUUGAUAUUCGUAGGACUCUUCACUGCGCCAUCCGUGCGACAGUACUACAUCUACGUAACAGACACCAGGUGCAAACGAUUGGGAACGCAGUGUUGGGUGUACAUAGCCAUUCUAGUUUCGGAAGCUAUUUUGUGUAUCAAAAAUGGACAAGAGCUGUUCGAGCGUACACAGGUUAAAAAUAUAGUCUUUUGGUUAUUUGUCCAAGCUGCUGUUUCUAUGCUAUUCAUAUUCGGUUGUAUGAUAUGGCAUAAAUACGUAGACGGUGACGAAUCGCAAGAAUCAUCGCCAGCCAAACAGUUGAGCCGAGAGUUCAAAGAUUCUGCCAUUGUGUCGGGCGAUUCCAAAGGGAAAUCAUCGGCCAAAAACUCUCCUAAAACCACUCCUACCAAAAAAGUAAGAUCUCAGCAUAGUAGUGUUAAACAGGAUUAAUUUGUUUUUAAGCAUUGUGGGAACGACAAACUCGUGAGAACAAUUGACUGAAUAUGAAAGCGACUUUUCUCAGUUGAUUUGUGAUUUCUCGAAAAUUCUACGACGAUUGCUGUUUUCGCACUAGAAACGACUAGUUAAUGCAUAGUUACUUCUGUUGGUUGCACAUAUUGACCUUUUGUUAAAUUUAGUACUAAUUAGUUGCAAAACAUCCGGCUGAAAACGUGUUGAAGGUUUAUUUCAAAAAGUCAACAUACCUAUUAUGCAUGAUUUCGUGCCUAAUUCUGCGAUCAAUUGUUGAAUUUGCUAUUUGCUUUUUUCUUUCUAGUAGAACUUUGCCUAGUGUUUAAAUUCUUUGAUUACAACUUCUGGGUCAAGUUUAGAAAAUCUACAAAAAAAAAAAAUAAAUAAAUAAAAGAAGAGAUAUGCCUUGAAAUAUAAAAAAAAGAAUGUGAUUGCGUAUGGAUUGCUAGAAAGUUGAGUCUGAAACGUGUAACAUUUCAAUAGUGUACACAGAAUUUCCCAGGCUAAACUUGAAUGAAUUAUCGAUUAUUUCUACCAUUGCUAGCGAUUUUAGCAAUAUGACAUAUCAGUUUAGAAAUCUGUUUGAUCGUGAAGCAAUUGCAAAGGAAUGUAAUUUAUUUAGUUCACAUUGAUGUCAUACACCAGUGGAGUACAAUGUCGACAGUAAUCGAUAUGAAGAACACCCGUCAGAUGCUAGUACUAUUAUGCAUGAACGUAGUAUGUUUGUAAAUCAUGCUUCCUAUAGGUUUCCGGAAUUGUAUAUAUAGUUGAUUUGUGUUUUCAGUGGAAGUUU